Centropristis striata (black sea bass) is the source of this 798-nucleotide messenger RNA. It is a transcript of the gene pbdc1, whose product is annotated as polysaccharide biosynthesis domain containing 1. The coding region runs from base 45 to 542 and encodes 165 amino acids. The transcript is spliced from 6 exons. The record is from RefSeq and is a predicted model, not a curated record. Lineage: Eukaryota; Metazoa; Chordata; Actinopteri; Perciformes; Serranidae. Gene Ontology annotation, cellular component: cytoplasm.
CGAGUGGUUCAUCUUUAGCUUUAGAAGAUCUUUGUGUGGGAGAAAUGGCGUCUGACGGCUUGGCCUCUCUGGGGCCGGAGGGAGCCUCGGCUGCGGCUCACGCUCUCUCUCUUCCUGCAGACGCUUAUGGAAAUGAUCCUCGGCUGGAGGUCAUGUGGGCGAUGAAGGCCUACAACCACGCAGAGGUUUACUUCAACCUCAUCUCUUCCGUUGAUCCGAAGUUUCUGAAACUGACGAAGCUCGACGAUAAAAUCUACUCGAGCUUCAGAGAAACGUUCAAAGAUCUCGACAUCAAGCUGCUGAAACCUGACGACCUGAAGUCUGACCAGGCCAAAGAGGUGUGGCGUCCGUUCUGUAACCAGUUCGAAGGACUCAUCGAAGACUUCAACUACGGAACGCUGCUGCGGCUCGACUGUCAGAAGGAUUACACCGAGGAGAACACCAUCUUCGCCACCAGGACGCAGUUCUUCGCCAUUGAAAUCGCCCGAAACAGAGAAGGCCUCAACACGGCCGUGUUCACGUCCAAGAGCGCCAAGAGCUGAAGAGCUGGGUGUCCGUCACCAUGGAGACCAACUGUCUCUGAGUUUUAUUUCCAUUCAACGAGCUGAAACAUCCGUCACUGUUUGUUUGUUUGUUUGUUUGUUUGUUUCUAGCUGCAGGGUGAUUGACAGCUCUGCUCUGCCAGACACAUUUUGUAUUUUCUGUAAAGUUUUAUUGUGCCAAUCCUAAAGGGCUCGUUUAUUUUGUUCCUCACUAACCAAGAAGUAACAAAUAAAAAGUCUGAUGCAUUUUACUAAA